AUGGAAGCCAACCCAACCCCAUGGAAGCCAACCCACCCUCGUGGAAGCCAACCCACCCCCGUGGAAGCCAACCCAUCCCCGUGGAAGCCAACCCACCCUCGUGGAAGCCAACCCAACCCCAUGGAAGCCAACCCACCCCAGUGGAAGGCAACCCACCCCCGUGGAAGCCAACCCACCCCCGUGGAAGCCAACCCAUCCCCGUGGAAGAUAACCCACCCCCGUGGAAGCCAACCCAUCCCCGUGGAAGAUAACCCACCCCCGUGGAAGCCAACCCACCCUCGUGGAAGCCAACCCAACCCCAUGGAAGCCAACCCACCCCAGUGGAAGGCAGCCCACCCCGUGGAAGCCAACCCAACCCCGUGGAAGCCAACCCACCCUCGUGGAAGUCAUCCCAUCCCCAUGGAAGCCAACCCACCCUAG
Messenger RNA from Procambarus clarkii (red swamp crayfish), 420 nucleotides. The record is from RefSeq and is a predicted model, not a curated record. Lineage: Eukaryota; Metazoa; Arthropoda; Malacostraca; Decapoda; Cambaridae.